Molecule: messenger RNA, 4861 nt
Organism: Branchiostoma floridae (Florida lancelet)
Lineage: Eukaryota; Metazoa; Chordata; Leptocardii; Amphioxiformes; Branchiostomatidae
Product: ankyrin repeat and fibronectin type-III domain-containing protein 1-like
Exons: 26
Coding region: 487-4425 (1312 amino acids)
Biological process (GO): regulation of establishment of bipolar cell polarity; signal transduction; establishment of mitotic spindle orientation
Cellular component (GO): spindle
Molecular function (GO): protein binding
Source: RefSeq, a predicted model, not a curated record
CCCCGAAGGAGACUGACACUUGGAGAAUGAGGACAGCAGGAUCGGGAGCCUGCCGGGGAAAAAAUUUCUGGGUGAGAGAACGAGCUAAUUGCCAGACAUCCAAAAGCUCCAGGGAGGGAACCACGGUGUCUUCUGGCAAGGCAGUGGAGCUGUCGAUUUAAUUCAGGUUUCCCUGUCGCUGACCCGUGGCGCUCUUUGAAGCCUUCGUCUCAACGUGGCAUUUCCUAAAUCUGCAGUGGAGCAAAAACUCUGUUGUUGAAUAUUCAACCGAGUUUUAUUUCAUGGCAUGGACUGCUGAGCCUUGACUUAUUACCUUUCUGGAGUCAAGCUUUGACAUUCUGUAGUAGUCGUGCGAUGCUGAGCUGUAGAAUUUGCCAGCGAAGAUGUAAGCAACUGUUGCAAGGAGAGCGUCACUGUCUCGUGCCAAUCUGAAGACUCUCGAGAAGAUUUCUCCUCCACGAGCUGCGAAGGCAAGACUCUGUCCCCAUGGCCUCCGUGUCCAGUGUGUUCAGCAUGAUGCUGAAACCGCUGACAGACGGAAAACAGCGCCGGUGGAGCCUCUUCUUCAUGCGUCGAGGCAGUGUCUCGAAGGAGAAGAAGAUUCGCAGAAGCAAAACCACUCACUUUUCCUUCCACAGACGAAGAAGUCGCAUGGACUCCAUGGAAAACAGCAAGGAAGCUGACCCAGAGGAACUGAACCCAGAAACAUCGCGGGGGAAACACAGGCAAGACAGGAGACCCUCCAAGCCCUCCAACACCACACAGGUCACCAUCGAGGUAAAGCCAGAGAAACCCAAAGCCGAGAGAAAACUGUCUCGGUCGCGGACCCUCCCCUCGACCCCGCAGAAAAGACGCUCCUCGAGCGCGGACGACUUGCUCAGGCUACAGACGACAACGGAAGAAAACAACCUGCUAAGACUGGGGAAGGGUCCGAUGGGGAAGUCUGCGCAGGACUGCAGUAGGCUCGCUGAAGAGGAGCCCCCUAGCGGGCCGACGACGCUCUGCAUACCUCAGAUUCAUGUGGAAAGUACAGAGACGACUGAGAGGAGGAGAAGGCUGCUACCUCAGCCCCCCGUGGAUGGGAGUACCAUUCCAACAAGAGAUGCUGCAUGGAGACUGGAAGAUGACGACAAUGUGAACUACUUGUGUGCAAUAGAUGACAUCAGAAUCCAGACAGCAGACACCGUCAUUCAGGAAUUGGGUGGGGACUUCCACGAUAGAGGCACCAAGGGUGGUCAGCUGUCCCGUCUAGCCAGGAAGUUUGCCGGACAUCCGAAGGAAGAGAGGAAAGCUGCGCUAAAGUAUCGCUCCAUCAGCGUGGACAAUGGGGAAGACUUCUACUAUCCGCUAGCGAUGUCCGGCCGGUCCAGGAGCAUCGAGAGCCUACACUCCCCCUCCAGCGAGGAGAUGAAGAGAAGAAACAUCCCCCCAGCGACCCCGCCCUCAGUCCCUCCUCCAACCUCCUCACGUGUCAACAAGAAGCUGUCCAACAAGCACAGGGGCUUCUCCAUAGACUCAGCCAUGGGGCCAAAUCUAGACAAGGGGAAGAGGUCUCGGAAAACCAGCUAUGGACCCAUGCCAUCUCCAGUUCUGUUUGACUCAGUGGAGCUGCAGGAUUUGGAUGCUGUCAGGAGCUUGCUCAACUCUCCUCACUGUCCCGACAUUAACAGUAUUAACGAGGAAGGCUUCACACCGCUGGACGUGGCGAUGAUGACCAACAAUGUUCCCAUGUCCAAGAUGCUGAUCACUGCUGGGGCUGUGGACAACCCCAGAUUCACGUGUCCGGAGGCGCGCGGUCUGCACCUAGCGACGUUGGUGAGCGAGGCAGAGAGAAAGGUGGACAACAUCAUGCAGCAGGUGGUGAACAUGGGUCCACCCACCAGUGCACAGCAGCAAAAGGAACAAGAACAACAGUUGAAGAGUUGGGAGUGGCGCUUCCGGCUACUAAAGAGAAUGAAGGCUGGGUUUGAGCACGCAAGACCCCCGGGCGCCCCCACCGCCGUGCGGUUAGGCGUGUCGAGCAGCACAUCUCUGGUCGUCAGCUUCCAGGAGCCAGACACUAUCAACGGCGCCAUGGCAACCAGAUAUAAAGUUGAAUGGAGCUGCUACGAGAACUUUGUCCCGUUGGCGGGAGAGUUUGUUCUGACUGAACUGAAGAGCCUCAGCUACAAGAUCAUGGGCCUGUCAAAGGGAAACAAGUACUUCGUACGAGUGUCAGCCUGCAACGUGAAGGGAUGGGGACCGACCAAGGCCACCAUACCGCCGGCCGGAGUACCCUCAAACUGGAGAGAAUUGGAGGUGUCAGAGUCUCAGGACAGACAUCGACUCAAGAAGCUUGACGACUUGAAGACACAGAUCAAGAAUGCCAAGAUGUUAGAAGCAGACACUAUCUCCACACACAGUUCUCCUAAAGGCUCCCCACCACACAUGCGGCGCUCCAUGAAGAAGGGACUGAAGAACUUCUUCCAGUCUGUCAAGUUCCACCGCAACCUCAAAAGCAGAGGGGUGUACCUGGCCACCAUCUUGUACCACGGAGACCACAUCCUGGUGACGGGCGAGGACAACAUUCCCGUCGUCGAGGUGGACGACACGUUUCCCAGCAUGCUCAACCUGGAUCUCCACUGGUUCAUGAAGGUGUCCUGCACCUGGUCAGACCUGAGACAGCUGCGCCAGGACCUGGACAGGUGCGCCUCGGCCUCGUCUGCAUCCUUCAGAAGUCGGCUCCUUCAGGCCGCGAUACAACUCCAGAACUCCCUGGGAGUGCAGGACCUGGGUUAUGUGUACCACACGGCCAUCAAGGACAGUCACGGGUCCAUCGUCAUCCCCACUGUCAGACAAGUCAAGGACCCAAAGUACGUCCAGUCAUCUUCUCUAAAGUGGGUCCCGAUCAGUCGACUCCAGCGACGGAGAAUGUCUGCGGCAGAAGACCCCAGCGCGUUGGAGAGACUUCUCAACAGAAUCCCUGAGAUAAUGCACUACAACCACAACAGCACCAAGCCGCCGCCGCAGGGCCUGUACAUCGGCUACCUGAAGCUGUGCAGCUCCAUGGACUCCAUCGGGGUGCUGGUGCCCAAGGGGAACCCCAACAUGCUGCCCCACUGCCGCAUCAGGGACAACCCCAACGUCUCCAGCGAGGAGUGGGAAUGGGUGCGCAGGCUGUGCAGCGGGGAGGUGACAGAGGAAGACCCCAAACCCAGCCAGGCACAGUGCAUAUUUAGAGACCAGCUCAUCCGGGCCUCCAAACGGCUGCUCAACUCUUUAGAUGUAUCUGAAGAGGAUGCUCUACAACACAGAUUGUUCUGUACGGAGGUCCUAGAGCUUGACAACAACGUUUCGAUGCUGCUGCUUGUCCCACCUGUGGAAGACGUGUGCUGCGCACCUGGGCAGACACAUCACCUGUUCCAGCAGGACUCCUUCCUCACACUCCCUCUACAGGUGUUCGAACUAGUUCAUAUGACAACAUUCCAGCCUCACUUCUUCGACCAGUACGCUACCCUGUCGUCCCAACUGGAGGUGGAGAACUUCCUGGUCCAGCACCAGUGCAGGGAGGCCUUCUCAGACUCGGAACUGUCCGGGGCCAAACACAGGCAGCUCAGAAUAGCCAACUUCCAGCAGGACUUGGAAGACAUCUGGCGAGGAGCGCGGUGGAUCAUGGACGUGCUGCAGUAUGCUCGGGACAGAACGGCAGAUGGAGGCCUCCUGCUGGAGAGAAUAUACCAGUCAGCAACACCGUCCCUGCCAAAAGUGCCCACUCAGCUGUCCCUGCCCAAAACCAGACGAACAUCAGAUUCCGACGACAACUUUGCCAGGAGAAGCCCCGAGGUCUGCUCCUCCACAAGUGACGAGGAGGGGAUGUCGAAGGGCACGUCACCGAUCCCCACCCACAUCCCCUUCUCCCCACCCCUGGAGUCUGGCCUGGUGCUUGUCAGGGAGGCGUCGCCGUCUCUCAUCCGCGUCCGAUCGCGCAGCAUCUCACCCGUCAACAGACACAAGGACACCUCCCCGCCCCAGGGGACCUCCGAGAGCGGCCACGAGCCCACCAAGACGGAGAUUCUGUCGGGGUCGACCAAGGCUGGCAUCCUGAGAGUCUACCCGGACUACCACACGGGGCUGGCCAAGGGAACCAGUGUUAAGCUCCAUGUCACCACCAAGACGACUUCCCGCGAGGUCAUCGACCUGGUGGUGCGACAGAUCAACAAGGCGGGGCGCAGCCGCGACCCCGUGUCCCCCCUGUACCCAGACGACCUCCUCCACAACUUCUUCCUGGUGGCCAUCAUCGCAGGCAGGGAGAGACAGCUCCCAGACACGUACCAGCCGCUACAGCUGCAGAAUCCAUGGGCCAAGGGCAAGCUGCUGGUGCGCCUAAGGGACCAGGCUACGGCAGCGCUAGCUAUGCUACACGAAACACAGUCUACAUCUGUCUAGUGCUAGCCAUGCUACACGAAACACAGUUUACAUCUGUCUAGCGCUAGUCAUGCUACAUGAAACACAGUCUACAUCUGUCUAGUGCUAGUCAUGCUACACGAAACACAGUCCACAUCUGUCUAGCGCUAGCUAUGCUACACGAAACACAGUCCACAUCUGUCUAGCGCUAGCUAUGCUACACGAAACACAGUCCACAUCUGUCUAGCGCUAGCUAUGCUACACGAAACACAGUCCACAUCUGUCUAGCGCUAGCUAUGCUACACGAAACACAGUCCACAUCUGUCUAGCGCUAGCCAUGCAGCACGAAACACAGUCUACAUCUGUCUAGUGUUAGCCAUGCUUCACGAAACACAGUCUACAUCUGUCUAGCGCUAGUCAUGCUACACGAAACACAGUCUACAUCUGUCUAGCGCUAGUCAUGCUACACAAAACACAG